Messenger RNA from Portunus trituberculatus (swimming crab), 921 nucleotides. RefSeq names its product glutamate carboxypeptidase 2 homolog. NCBI's taxonomy places the organism in Eukaryota, Metazoa, Arthropoda, Malacostraca, Decapoda, Portunidae. The transcript is spliced from 8 exons. Gene Ontology annotation, molecular function: carboxypeptidase activity. The coding region runs from base 1 to 921 and encodes 306 amino acids. The record is from RefSeq and is a predicted model, not a curated record.
AUGGUCCUGGAAAAAUGCAGUGGGGACGCCAUCUCCGCCUCGCUCAGGUAUGAACCUUUCCGCCCGAAGGUUGGGAAGAGAUCAUCAGAAUGGCUUCAGCUCCAGAGUCAGGCAGCCGUGGAAGUGGUGGAGGAUAUUUACUUCCCGCAGCCUUUCCUCGGCGAACUUCCUGGCCACCCGGGGAAGCGUGGGCGCCUUGUAUUAUUGACACACCUUACCUCUGAGCCUCACACAGCGGGCACCAAGGCAGACACCCAGCAGGCGCAGUGGGUUGCUGAGCAGUGGCGGGAUCAGGGGCUCGACACAGUCAACCUUGUGCCUUAUGAUGUUCUUCUGUCCUACCCUCACCCCGAGAAAACCAACACGGUGAGCGUCAAGAAUGGGUCUGGCCAUGUGGUGUGGGAAUCCCAGGGUCGCCAGCCUCCUCUUUGGCCUGGAGAGGAUCACCCUGGCGUCCUGCCAUCGUUUAACGCGUAUUCUGCUCCAGGCCUUGUCCAGGGUCCGGUGGUGUACGCGUUCCUGGGGCGUGACGAGGACUUUCGCUACCUUGACAACCACAACGUGUCUGUAUCCGACAGUAUCGUCCUCGUCAGAUACGGCGACGUGUACAGAGGAAACCAGGUCCUGGAGGCUGAGAAGCGCGGUGCGGGCGGUGUGUUGCUCUUCUUGGACCCAGGCACGGUGAGUCCCGAGGGGCAGGACGACAACCACACGUACCCCAACACGGUGUUCUCCCCGCCUCACGCCGCGCAGCUCGGCACCACCAUGAUGGGUAACGGCGACCCACUCACGCCUUUCUACCCAUCUAUAGAAAGUGCCUUCAGGAUCCCAGAGGACGAAGCAGCCAUUCCGAAAAUUCCCGUGCAGCCUCUGAGUUACUCCGACGCCGCCUUCCUCCUGAGGCGCAAUCCAAAGAACUAG